AUGACGAAAAUACAUCCCCAAAUCAUUUCUCCAAGAGGCUCAGAUACAAGCUUCUUUUCUUCCAUGUAUUCCAUCACGCCAUUGGAUUUGAGGCAACAAAACGUAGUGGAAACAAACCCCAACAACGUGAAGGAAGAAUUAGUUCCAACCAAAAAACCAACAUCCUCAAUCCAAUGCCUCUCUAUUGUAACGAUCAUUAUUUUGAUUUCAUGUGCACACGUCUUUUCUUCAACGGUGUGGAUUGCUCUCUUCAGCACGAGCAUGUCAUCUUCCAUGGACCGAUUCGGAAGCGAUUCAUUUGAAAAAAUAGCCUUCAACAUCCACAACAUUCUGCGGAGCACAUUGAUGAUUUCGGAGAAUGUAAAGGAAAGUGUAUCAACGUUUGAUGUUCACAACAUGGAAAGAGUUGGGCAACGAUUAUUGAAAUCUUCCAAUAUCUACUUGCCCUCACCGUUGUUGGCAUCUGUGUAUUUUGGUGGAGCUCUGAACGGGAGCAGCACGGGACCACUCUCAAAUUACACAUUUUUUGCUUCUUGCCAGGAUAAAGAGUGUAAGGAAAUUUCCUCACGUCGUAUGGAGACAGCUACUUUCAACCAAUCACACAUUUUGACGCUACUUUCAUUCAAUGGUCCAACUUGCUCUCCCACAUAUUUUGAUUCGCUUACAAACAGAACCAUAGUGAGUUGCAUUGUUUGGCAUUUAAACAAUCAAACAUCGACGUUCGAUUGGUAUUUUGGCAUUGAUAUAAGCACUGACACUUUGUCAAGAUUGUUGCCAGUAAGCUUGGGUCAAUCAACAACAGCAUUAAUUUUGGAAACAGGAACAGCAACUGUCAUUGCAGCCAAUACUCCUAUUUUAAGAAACGGCAUGAGAGAAACCAUUCACACAUCCAGCGAUCCAUCCACAAGAAAAAUAGGACUUAGUUUGUACGACAACGUGAAUCAAGAUUUUCGCUCCAUUUCUUGCUCGAGCAUUGUUGGUUUUAGUGCACCUAGCGGAGUCACACGAGCUCAUAGACUGUGUGAAGAUUCAGGCCUAGAUUGGGUCAUUGUUUUUCAUGAAUCUACUUUUCAACAGGAACUUGUUAUUGGAAUCAUCAUUGCUUCUCUGAUUAAUACUGGAAUUGGAUUUAUUGGAAUUAUUAUGGGAAUUAUUAUCACAGUGAAAAUAAUACAACCUCUAGUGGAUGCCAUUAAUGAGUUUUCUCCACCUUUCCAAAACCAGCUUGACAAAUCUAACUUCAAGCAUUCAAGUAUAAAAGAAAUCCAAUGGAUACAGACAAAUUUCAUCGCUUUAAUGGAUGUACUUAAGAAUUAUAGAUCUUCCAUUCCGCCUCACAUUUUAGCUAAAUUAGAUGCACCUAAAGAAGCAAAUAGUCUUAGAGAAAGUAUGCGGGAAAAAUUACAAUCACACAAUUCAGAUUUUUCUAUUGUCAGCUCAAGAUCUCAUAAGGGAGAUGACAUGGUUAAACCAUUAUCGCACCACGGGUUAGACCAAAGAAGAAUUACGGUAGCCUUAUUUUAUCUAGAAGGUUUUGAAGCUUGUUUGAAAGAACUUUAUCACACGGAUGUAGUUUUGAUUUUGAAUGACUUUUUAAACGUAGUUCAAAAAGUUUGUGAGACAUCUAAUGGACAUCUUGGCCAAUUUCAGAACAAUACGGCAACCAUUUCUUGGAAUUCAGCCAAUGAAAUUGCACUUCAUGAGCAACAAGGCUUGAUUUCAUCAAUCCAAAUAUUAGAGAAGCUACUAUUUGUACAACAGUCAAAAUGGAGACAAUCAGCUAUGCCCUCAGACGUGGUAAGAACGCUAGGUUUUAAAUCAGCUCUUCUCUCUCAAGACGUGUUGUGCGGAGCCAUUGGAACGUCACAAUGGAAAAGCGUUUCAAUUGUGGGAAGCAAUUCUUUUAACUUGGAUCUCAUCAUGAAGCAUGCCUUGAAAUUAGAUGUUGAUAUAAUUGUGACCUCUGACAUUUUGCAUGCAAACCACAAUUCUUUUUCACACAGAUACGUAGGCACAAAGAUGCUUUACGAUUUUGAUGAGAUUAUUUCUCCUUACUCUUCGACAAAGGACAAUAUCAAUAGUAUGAAAAAGAAACCAACCAAAUUAUAUCAAAUAGGCGAGGCCAUUGAGCAGGUUGCCACCGACACAGAAUGGAUGUACGAACUUCAAUCCUCGAUCAACAGAUCAGAAAAAUGGAAAUAUUAUAACGAUGGAGUUAACUACAUGCUGGAAGGAAACAAUGAUUAUGCUAUGCAUUUGUUUAAAAUUCACAUGGCCAACUAUCGAAAAAUUAAUGAAAGCGACGACAAGGCUGCCGCUUACAUGAUGAAAAAAUGUACAAUGAAUGGGAAAAUGAUGAAAAAGAAUUCGAUGAACACAGAACAAACGAAAAAAAUGUUCAAAAAACCUCCAGAAACAGAAAAUCCAGAAUACUCGGCUGAAGAGAAAAAGCCAUCCGAUGAAAAUGCUGACAAAAUGGCCCAUGACUUAGAGAGACAAUACGCCGUUGGAGUUCGGGCUCGAACAAGUCGAGAAGAAGAUUUAGAAAGGAUGAGUAAUUCACCUGUCGGAAUGGACGAAGAUACCACACAACCGAUCAAUCGAACGAUUAUUUAA
Molecule: messenger RNA, 2616 nt
Organism: Naegleria lovaniensis
Lineage: Eukaryota; Heterolobosea; Eutetramitea; Acrasida; Naegleriidae
Exons: 3
Coding region: 1-2616 (871 amino acids)
Source: RefSeq, a predicted model, not a curated record